Messenger RNA from Xyrauchen texanus (razorback sucker), 2656 nucleotides. Its product is annotated as transforming growth factor beta receptor type 3-like. Lineage: Eukaryota; Metazoa; Chordata; Actinopteri; Cypriniformes; Catostomidae. The record is from RefSeq and is a predicted model, not a curated record. Bases 1 to 2622 code for a protein of 873 amino acids. The transcript is spliced from 16 exons.
AUGGGUAGAGAGCGCAUCUCCAGAACGCGCAUCUCCAGAACGCGCAUCUCCCGCCCCCCUCCGAACUACAUCAGCUCACACGAACUUUUCGCACCCGGUCAAAAGACACGGAUCGACCGAUACGACCUCAGCGGGACUGUUACACUGUUUGUCCCGGUGUCAGUCCACACUCUGGUCCUGUCCUGUCCACGAGACACGCGGCUGAACGGUGCGUCAGUGAUGUCAUUUGGCUCCAAGACGCGCCACAGUAUUUUGUGUUUGUCAGUGUCUAGCAAGGAGCUGCAGUGCUCUAUGUGGCCUGUGGGGGCGCUGCAUCCUGUGCACGCUCAGCUGGAGCGCUUCGAGGUGGGAAUGGGCUGUGCGGCCAGAGAGGGCGGACCUAAAGAGACCCAUGUGAUUUCAGUGGGCAAAGCCUCGAACACACAGGUAACUGUGGUACUGAGACCUCUGGCCCUGUCUCGUCCCGUCAACCGCCCGGUGAUUCUGGUGUUGAGUUCCCAGCAUCCCGCGCGCUGGGUGAUAGAAAACGAAGGACUGCCGCACAACAUUAACGUGCUUGUGCAGGUGUCUCUGAACUCCACGGCGGAGUCUGCGAGCAUGUCCAUUCGAGUGACGCAGGUGUCGUCUCUGCCGCAGCGUCCGCGAGUUCUGCUGCGCUGGAUUCUACAGCGGCACGCCACGAUCUCCUCCCUCACACACACUGUAAGGGCCAACCGUGUCUACCUGCGUCUGGGAGAGGAUCCCAGCAUGCCGAACGAGUGUCGUCUGCAGUCUCUCUUUCUGUCUCAGAAUUAUCUGGCCUCAGAGACACAGGAACAGGAAGUGCAUGGCUGCAUGCCAUCCGGUGAACGCACUAAUGCAGAAGUGCAUGUCAUCAGACUGUGGUCGUCAGGGUCGGGACUGUGCAGCUCGCUGCAGGUGGAGGUGUCUGUCUCUCUGCUGCCUCCGGUGGUUGAUUCAGGAUAUCACAUGAUCGUUCUGGUUCUCAGCAGUGCAGUUUCAGUGAACUGGGCUUUGGUGGCUCCAGAGGUCAGAGGUCACAUCAGGGUCUAUUCGGCCAACAGUGUGAGUCUACCAUACUCUCGGACCCCUGACCUCACCAUGACCAGCACCAUAGCCUCUGAACUUCUCAGCACGCCCGACCUCCUAGAAUGGGCCGAUCAGAAUGGCUUUCCCCAAGUGACCUCAUACACAGAGUCUGAUUUAGCCAAUCGCUUUGUAAUCCAGUUAAAGGCGGGUGGAACAGGUGAGUGCCGCCGGCCGCAGUGGUCGAGUCAGGAGGAUUUAACAGCAGAUAGAGGCAGAGAGGCGCUCACCUGUCGCUGUGACAACGGAGAUCUUACGGUUACCAUGGAUAUACAGAUGCUACAGACUCUGUCUUCAGCGGUGGCGACUGUGACUCUGCGGGAUCGAGGCUGUCAGGCGGAGUUUAACGGGAGCCACUUCCUUUUGGUUUUCCCCGUCAUUUCCUGUGGGACGGAGGGAGAGACUGAUGGAGUGAACAGACUAGUUCAUUACACAAACACAGUGUUUCUCUGGAGACAGAAACCUUCAGAGGAUUGGAACAACAACACAGACUGGGAUGUGAUGUAUGACUCUCCACUGAGUGUUCAUAUCAGCUGUGAGUCCUUUCUGCCCAGUCCUGUGCGUCCAGUGGACACGGCUCCCUCCUCACGGCCAGAGGAGUCGCUGUGGUUCGCUCCGGCUCCUCCCUGGGUACCGAGGCCCCACGGAGCUCCAAUUCUGUCCAUGGAGCUGUUUGUAACAGAGGCGUACGAGAAGAGACACGUGGGUCCGUGUGUUAUCACAGCAUACGAUCGUGUCUACACACAGGUGUCAGUGAGUGGCAUCACAGGUGAAUCUGUCGAGCUGCAUGUGUGUUGGGUUUCUCCACUCUCAGAUCCACAGACUCGCAGCAGCUGGAGCAUCAUCACAGACUCCUGCGCCUCCGACCCGUCUGUCUUACUGACCGAGAGAGAGACACGCAGCAAAAUAACACACAGCACAGAACAUGAUGACAGCAGACAGUCAGACAGACAGCUGCUCCCACGCUGGAGACAGACGGUUUAUCCUAUUAGAGGGGUUAAAGACACACGACCCAUCGCUGGGACGGAUAGAUUGGACGGGACGAGACAGGAGAGAGAAACGCGGGACACUGAGGAAGAGAGUGCGCUCACACUGCGCUUUAGUUUCAUCCUCAGACCUGUCUUUAAUAACUCCAUUCAGUUCCUGCAUUGCACACUGCGUCUGUGCGCAUCAGGGGCCCAAACUGAUCCGGGGUCCUCAGGGGCCACUGCUCAGACAGUGUGUCCACAGGGGCCCCGAAUACCUGCUCUCACACACGUACCUGCUUCUAAACAGUGUGAGUACAGGAAUCUCUCUCGGCCUGUACUGGUCACGUCUCCUGUUGGGGUUCUGGCUCCACCUGCUGGUAAACUUGCUCAAAAGCCCGCUGAGAUGUCGAGACAGAGUCCCUCACCUGACGGUAGAGCAGACACGGGUGCCGUGCUGGUGAUCGUGUUUGUUGCAUUUGUGAUGGCCGUCAGUCUGAUGGGGGCACUGUGGUGCAUCUACACUAACACUGGGAGACGUGAAAUGACACAGAGAGACCCAGGGGCGUAACGCCCCCAAUGUUCACACCAAAUCUGUGCCCUUG